CGAACAUGGAACAUGGAGCAUGAAGGUUGCAAACCUGUAUUGAUCAAACGAUUGGCUGUAACAGAAACCGAUACGCACACGAGGCUUCUCUCUGGGGUAGCACAGUAGGACUGGUGCAUCUAACGUCAUAGCCGGAGACAGACGCGAAGAUGGCCGACGCGAAGAUGCACCGGUUUAGAUUCACAACAUCCACCUGUGCAGCCUUAUGUUGCUUAUUUCUAACGGUAUGCUGCAGCGACCAGGUGCCGUUGAUAAUGUGGUCCGGUGGAGGUGUUCCCCUGGGCUCUUUGGCUCCUCCAGCUGUCGGCCAUGUUGUGUCCAGUUCCCAGCUGGUCUCCUACCUGAACAGCGCUCUCAGCGGGGCCCCGCACAACGUGCUGCUCUUCCUGCAGGAGAAGCUGAGCUUGGAUGACUUUACCAUGUACGGAGGUGUGUUUGGGAACAAACAAGACAGCGCCUACCCAAAUCUAGAGUCGGCUCUCCAGGCUUCUCCUCCUCCGUCCUCCCUGGUGUUGCCCAUGGUGUCGUGGCCGGGGGUCAGCGCCGUGCCCGGCCUCCUGCAGGAGCGGCUGGGCACCUCGCCCCUGUACCUGGAGCCCUCCACCCUGGCCCAGCUCCGCCUCAACGCCUCUGUCCCCGCCCUGCUGAUAAUCCGCCUGCCCUACAGCCCCGGCACUGACAUGAUGUCGCCCAAGGAGGUCCUCAGCGGUAAUGAUGAGGUGAUUGGUCAGGUGCUGGACAUUGUGAAGGAGCAGGGUGUUCCCUACACUGCCAUCUACACUGCGCUGAAACCCUCACGGGUGGUGGGGGAGGUGCUGUCUCCUGAGCUUCGGUCUGUAGGCCGCUCCUUGCUGCAGGUCAGCCCCAGCUCCCGCUAUCCGCCUGUGGAGUUUAAGAGUGAGGGCUCCAGCUGCAUCCUACUGUGGGCAGAGAACCUCACCGUCAGCCUCUUCAGCAAGGCUAAGAGUGUCUGGGAGAGACACGACCUGACCCCAAGCACCUUCGGCCACACUGUUACCCCCUCACUAACAGGCUCCUCCUGUAACCACACCCACUCCAGACUCAUCAUUAAUUAUGAGAAUGUCCUGGGAUUCAGCUCCUUUCGCCUGAUCUUUUCCAUGGGCCGGCGGUUCUACCGGGUUUCGGCACGGGAGUGGUUCACGCUGGACCAGGUGGAGCUGGAGUACGACGGGCAGACGGCCGUGUUCAACGGCAGCCGCAACAUCUACGCCCCCGCAGAGUUCUCCUACCACUGCGAGUCCGUCACCAGCUUCCGCUACGCCCUGCUGGUGCCUCGCUCCACCACCGACAACGCCAACCAGUGGAGGGUGUCCUUCACCCACUUCCAGAUCCAGGGCUUUGGUGUGAAGGGGCAGGACUUCUCCUACGCCAGCGACUGUGCGGGGUUCUUCACGCCGGGGAUCUGGAUGGGCCUGCUGACCUCCCUGCUGAUGGUGCUGAUCCUGACCUACGGGCUGCACAUGAUCACACAGCUCCGCACCAUGGACCGCUUCGACGACCCCAAAGGGCCCGCCAUUUCUGUCCCCCAGAACGAGUGACCUUCAGUAGAACAACGGACACCCAGAGCAACAGACCUGUAUCAGAACAACGGACACCCAGAACGACUGACCUUCACCAGAACAACUGUCCCCCAGAGCGAGUGACCUUCACUAGAACAACUGUCCCUCAGAACGAAUGACCUGAGCCAGAACAACUGACACCCAGAACGACUGACCUGCUCCAGAACAACUGAUACCCAGAACGACUGACCUGCCCCAGAUCAACUGACACCUACAAGGACUGACUUGCCACAGACCAACUGACACCCAGCAUGACUGACCUGUCCUAGACCAACUGACACCCAAAACUACUUAGUGGUCCCAGAACAACUGACACCCAAAACAACUGAACUGCACCAGAACAACUGACCUGUCCCAGUACAACUGACACUCAGAAUGACUGACCUUCCCUCUUCGUGCCCUGGAACAAGUGACAGGAUCAAUACACAAAUCUGUCUCCAUUUUCUUUUCCUCUCUUCCCCUGUAUAAUCUUUUUGCUUUCCAAAAUUACCUUUUUCCCCUCAGAUUUCAGAUUUACCCAUUUAGAUAGGAGUAAGAGAGGAUAAUGAAUGAAUUAAAACUGGCAAGAGUGUUUAUGUCUAAUCCUUCCAGUGGUUGUUUGUGAAAGGCUUUGUAACUUUGGCAUUCUCUACACUCUCUGAAAAAAAGGUUGGCUUAUCUCCAUAGAUUAACCCUUUUCAGUCCCAACUCUCUAUCAUAGGUGUUAUGUGUGAAAGCUCCCCGACAAGGAAUCCAUUUACCUGACAAAGAAUCAUUCUAUCAAAUCGUUAACUACAUUGGAUUCUUCUAUGAAACCACAGCUGAGAGUGCAUGAGAGGCACUGUGUGUUGUUAAGGAGAGCCAAGCUUUCUUAUCUUUAGGCUUGAGUAAAGCAGCAUUUUUGUCAUAGCUGUUGGAAGUGAAACCAUGCACUGUACCAAGAUCUGGUGAAUAGAGCAGUGGCUGGGGCUCUUCUUUGUAAAUAUAAAGAGAUAAUAUAUCAAUAUACUGUGUGUGCUGUGUUUGCAUGUGAAAUGUUAUUUGUACAUUUGUUCUUCUUGAUUUUGUUUUAUUUUCUGUGAUUUAGACGAGAUUCCGGUACAGUGUUUUGAAGUGGAUCUUUAGUGAUAAUUUAUCUGAAUUUAUCUGAGUACAAUUAUUCAACACAAAGAACUACAGAGUUGGAAAUUCAUUAUUGGAACAUUUCAGACUGCGGGCUACUUCUAAUAGGCCCCAUGUUGAGGGGUUCCCAACCUCUUCUUAGAUUUUGGUUGUAGACAUAUCACUGCUCUGUGUUUCCAUAGAAACAGCUUCAUUUUAAUUCUCAGCAUUAUGUUCAUACACCUGAGAUGGUUUUUAUCUGAUAUGCAGGGCUUAACCACAUCAGAGGUGUGCGCUUUUGCACUCGAGAUGGACACCUGUGUAUCUGUGAAAUGGGUGGACCACUUCAUUCACGGCUGCACUGAAUAUAAUUUGGGUAGCUUAUCCUGAUCCAUGCCUGCAAAUGGACAAUGUAAAUCUACCCAGAGUUCAAGUUAUUUUACAUUUUCCUUCUAUCUAGGAUUCAGUGCUACAAGGUUGGGUACCUUUAAUAAUAAAAUCUAGUAUGCAUUUAAAGGAGCUUCAUUACCAUUUGUCAGUCAAUCAGAUGCACAAAUGAAAAUGCAGGGGGUGUUGAACACGCACAAUUAUUGGAAAUAUGUUUCAUUGUCACAGUUUUCUAAUCUAAUCCAUUCAAUGAGUGAGAUUAUUUACCAGUUUACAUUUUCUGUUCAUUGAUUAAGAGCAGUUAUACAGUUGUAGCCUUCAUCUGAAUUAGAGGAAAAAACAUAACAGAAAAUACAGGAAGUGAAUUACAAUGAACAUAAACAGUUUUUUUUGGAUCUGUUGAAUACAUUAAUUUGUCAUGUUGUGUGCGUAACUGUAGUGGCACUGUCAAGGGGUCAUUGUGAACAUAAUGUCUAAAAACGAAAUUGAUAUUUGUCAGAAAAAUACAAUUCACCCAGUCUCCAGAACUCAGACAUUUGGGAGAACUGUUAAAUCAAUAAAGUUUCAGUAUAAACCUUU
Molecule: messenger RNA, 3626 nt
Organism: Conger conger (European conger)
Lineage: Eukaryota; Metazoa; Chordata; Actinopteri; Anguilliformes; Congridae
Gene: atp6ap1a
Product: ATPase H+ transporting accessory protein 1a
Exons: 10
Coding region: 150-1559 (469 amino acids)
Cellular component (GO): proton-transporting V-type ATPase complex
Source: RefSeq, a predicted model, not a curated record